This is a messenger RNA of Capronia epimyces CBS 606.96, 3264 nucleotides long. RefSeq lists its product as uncharacterized. The record is from RefSeq and is a predicted model, not a curated record. The coding region runs from base 1 to 3264 and encodes 1087 amino acids. Gene Ontology annotation, biological process: phosphatidylinositol dephosphorylation. NCBI's taxonomy places the organism in Eukaryota, Fungi, Ascomycota, Eurotiomycetes, Chaetothyriales, Herpotrichiellaceae. The transcript has a single exon. Gene Ontology annotation, molecular function: phosphatidylinositol-4,5-bisphosphate 5-phosphatase activity.
AUGUCUUCGAACGCAGGAGGCAAGUCCAAUGACAGGCAACACUCCCCAGCACCGUGGAGAUCAACAGAUCCGUGGGCAGCAGGAGGCAAACCUUCAGGCGGAUUUCCAACUUCGCCGGUUACGCGGGAAAUGCACAUUUCAGCGCCUCAUUCGUUGUCAGCAGCGGUAAGGGCUCGAAAGGAUGAGUAUAUUCGAAAGAGGUCUAUGAAAGUCAAGAUUGGCACCUGGAACGUCGCCUCCAUUAGCGGCACCGAAAUGGACCUGGGUGCUUGGUUCGUUGACGGAUAUGGGGCAAAAGGACUUGCCCAAAAUCUUUCCGGGAUUUCGGCAGCGGAUGAUGACGACUCCGACUCCGAUACCGACGAGAACAUCGAGUCUGUCGAAUCUCAAGAAGCUCGAAUGGCGAAGAAGCAAAGCACCGUACCGAAAGGCGACAGUGCUACCGAACCCAAUGGCGACCAGAUCGAUCUGUACGUUUUGGGUUUACAAGAAGUUGUGGAUGUCACUUCUAUGACCGAAGCUGUGAAGCCCUACACCGACCCGAAUCCCGGCAAGAAAUGGAAAAGGGCGCUGAAACGUGCUUUACCCCCGGGCUACAAGAAGGUUGCGGAACAACAACUGCUGGGUCUCCUCCUUCUUAUCUACGCCUCUCCAGAACUGGCUCCAAGCGUUGGCUCAGUAAGCACCGCAUCGGUGGGUACAGGGUUGAUGGGAUAUUUGGGCAAUAAGGGAGCAGUUGCAGCCAGAAUCAUGGUUGCUGAGACCACGCGGCUCUGUUUCAUCAAUUCUCAUCUCGCCGCCGGGGCUGACCAAACAGCUUUGAAUCGUCGCAUUUGGGACACCAACCAGAUCUUGACUCGUACUCGAUUCGCGCCAGUCAGUCCAGACGGCGAAGUGGUAGAGCUUGGGGAGGAAAGGAUUGGCGAGGAAGAUUUCUGUUUCUGGUUUGGAGAUCUCAACUACCGGCUGGAUGACAUUCCGGGCGAGGACGUGCGAAGAUUGUUAUUGCUGCAUACUCGCAACGAGUACGACCUUGAAAACAAAUCCAAGCGACGAAUCGAUAGUGAACUGGGCUACGUCAACACACCAUCGGAUGACUCGCCACCCCCUUUGACUCAGCACUACGAAUACAAGGAGGCGGAAAGGCCGGCCAGCGAUAGUACUGCAGAGCCGCCACUGGAUCCCAAAUCCGACCCGGCCUCUCUUCACACAACUCUUCAAUCUCUGCUAGCUCAUGACCAGCUUCGCAACCAACAAAAGUCGCGGAGAGCGUUUUACGAGGGAUGGCGGGAAGGGGAAAUCAACUUCCUGCCGACUUACAAAUAUGAUGUCGGCAGUGUUGGCAUGUUCGACUCGGGAGACAAAAAGAGAAGUCCAAGCUGGUGUGACCGGAUCCUCUAUCGGACUCGGCGUGACAGGCACAAAUACGAAGAAGAAGCCAAGCAGCUGGAAGAAGCCCGCAAAAAGGACGAAUUGAUGAAAGCUCGUGGAAUCGACCAAGCGACGGCCGAACAUGAUGUCCUGUUUGACUACGACCCCGAGACAGAUGGGCUUGCGUAUGGAGAAGAUUACGAUGACUACGACGAUCGGGAAGACGCAACGCACGAUGCUGAGCUGGUCCGCACCCAAGAAGAUUACGAGGAUACCAUCGAAAUCCUCAGUUACCAUUCUUACCAAAGGAUACUAUCUUCAGACCACAAACCGCUCGCCGCCGUUUUCCGGUUGACGUACGAGGCCGUCAUCCCGGAACUAAAGGCGAGAGUGCACCAAGAGGUUGCUCGAGAGCUGGACAAGGCGGAAAACGAAGGGCGUCCAGCGGUCACCGUGGUAGUGGACAGCCCUCCAGACCCGAUCCCAAACGCUGACGGUGCGGCAGACAUGAACGUUGUCGACUUUGGAGAGGUGCGUUACCGCGUGAGGAAGUCGAGGAUGGUAACCAUUGCGAACACUGGGCAAAUCACCGCCUCGUUUUCCUUUGUCGACCGUCCCACCGAAUUGGCAGACGAUGCCGGCAUUGCUCCUCGAUGGCUCGAGAUCCACGUGGAUCCAAGCUCAGAAAUGAAACCUGGGAACUCGGUUAGUUUAUCUCCUGGUGAAACCAUGAGCGUCGAGCUGUCCAUCAACAUCCCGGAUGGGCUUGUGUGUGACUUGAACGAAGGAAAUGUGCACCUUGACGACAUUUUGGUCCUUCGGGUUGAAGGCGGACGAGACCACUUUCUUCCCGUCAAAGGGACGUGGCUCCAGUCUUCAUUUUACCGCACUCUCGACGAACUGGUUCUGGCGCCCGAAGGCGGCGUGCGAGCUCUACCCAAAUCGCACACGAACCGAGAUUCUACGGGCACAGGCAAUCUUCGAAGUACUGUAAUGCACCACUCUGCUCCCAAGGAACUGUACUCGUUGACGGAGAUCAUCCCGAUCUACAUCGAACGGUCGAUCGCAGAAUGGGGAAUGAUCCACGACGAGGAAACUCCGCCCUGGCAAUACAAUCCCGGAGGCCUUUCUUGGCCAUUCGGUCCGGGAACGUGGACGUUCCAUGAAGGAGAGGAACGGUCGGAGCUGUUGGCUGGAGUGAGAGAGGCGUUGGACACAGCCAGGCCACUGGACAGCAAUUUCGACCCCGAUGUGCCCUGUCUUGUUAGACUGGAAGUGUUGUCCGAGACACUCAUGGGGUUUCUUCGAUCCCUCCGAGACGGCAUAGUGUCGGCCAGUACGUGGUCUGAGGUGGAACGACGGUUGAGCAUCUCGGAAAAGGGCAAAGUGCAGGCGACGUGGGAAGAGAUCCAGGAUAUGGUCAUGGAUUCGAUUUCUCGGUAUCCUGUCCACAGCGUGUCGUUGACUUUUAUCACGUUCCUAUUGACGCGCAUCGCCACCGAAUUGCUGCCUUGCGGAGCCUCCUCGCAAUCGUUGGACGUAUCAGUACCCGCAUCACCGAAUCCUUCAAGGCGGUCCAGAGCCUCAACACUCUCUAGUGACUCGGAUCAUGUGCCGUCACUAGCCGGGUCAGAAACACCAGGGAAACGGAGUCUGUUCCCCACGUUACGCCGGCGUCGGACGCGGAGUCUGUCGUCCUCAUCAGGGCCUCCUACGGAUCCGAAUGCGGCGGAGUCGGAGCGAGGCAAGAAACUCAUCAGUGCAUAUGUUGAGAUAUUCGCACCUGUUGUCAUCCGGUCGGAGAACGAUGCGACGGUGAAGGGCCGUGAGAAAAAGGUUCUCGAAGUUCGGAAAAGGCGUGUGUUGGAGGCAUUUCUGGACCUUGGGCAUUGA